Molecule: messenger RNA, 1397 nt
Organism: Monomorium pharaonis (pharaoh ant)
Lineage: Eukaryota; Metazoa; Arthropoda; Insecta; Hymenoptera; Formicidae
Exons: 3
Coding region: 278-541 (87 amino acids)
Source: RefSeq, a predicted model, not a curated record
AUCAUCACUAUAGGAAUGUCAUCCUGGUACCGGAAGCCGGUCGCGAUCACGGCCGAUUGGCACGCGGGCUCCCAAUAAGGGAUACGAAAGGGUCGCGCUAUUGGUGAAAGGGGUCCGCAUCCGAAGCGGUGCAAUCGUCGGUGCCCCCCCCUCUCCGCCUCAUCCCCUGGGUGCCCCUGGGCCUGGGCAGGGCUCCGCUAUAAAAGCAUACCGCGUCGCCCCUCGGACACGUAGUGUUUUCCCGCGUGCCGUACAAGAAAAACUGUCAUCACACACCAUGAAGUUCUUCAUUGUUUUGUUCGCCAUUGUGGCUGCCGUCAGCGCUGGAUACGAGCAAGUAUACCACGCGCAUUACAUCCCCCAGCAGCCCGCCAUUCCGCCCCCGCAUCCGGGUCCCCUGCAUAUCAAGGGAAAUGACCACGUCACCAGAAUACAUUAUGGCGCUCCUCAUGUUCCGCAUCCACAUCUCGUUGGCGUCGAGCAUUACGUACCCGCCCCGGAACCAGCGAUCUCCGUCGUGAAGACUGGACACGGCUGGUAAAAAGGGAACCCCCGUCUAACGAUGUCCCCCGACUAAACCCGUUGGUCCAGAGUGGUCUAUACCGGAAACGGCAGUCACAUUCCGAGUCUUAUCAAGCAAUGACAGCAGACAACUUCGUCGACGAUAUAUCUAAUUUCUGGCGUAUAUACCCGAAUAACAAUUGAAGAGGAAAAAACACACACGGCCAAGGAUCUAUCGACAACCAUCAAAAUCAGCCCACAAAAUCCCCAAGGAAUUUCGAGGAGAAACGAAAAAUCGUGGACCACUCGCGGAUCGCAGACCAGGCAGCUAAACUCAAGAAUAAAGAAAAACAUUCGUCCUGAUUUUACCUUAAAGCUACAUAUGACACGCCUUACACAAAUACACAUGGACACCAACACCCGCGUCUAUUUCUGUUCCUGCGUCUUUCCCCAACACCGAAAUUCUCGUGCGGCAAUUGUGAUAUUGAAGAAGACAUCACAACAUCGAAGAGAGCGUUUUCCCUUCCCCUCCUCUCCCCCCCCCCCCAAUUUCUUGGAUCCUAUCCCUAUUUUUCUUCACUGUCCGCAGCAACACUUUUAUUUAUUUUCUAAUAAAAGUUAAUUUGUGUACGUCUUGUGAUAAACCAGAAAUUGCGUUGUCGUUCUUUAUUCGAUCACCCAAUACGAUCCGUUUUUCUUCCCUUCGUUCUGUUCUUUUCCGUUUUUUCGUAAUUCUAUGUACUUUUAUUACUUAAUUUUUUCCCUUUUUCUUCUACUCUCGAAAGAAGUGGUAAUGAUUAGUUAUGAUAGCUCCCUUGGAAGAAAUAAAUACCGGAAUGAUUACGUGUAAAACGUGGGUAAAAUAGCAAAUUGUGCAAUAUAUUAUUAAAUGAGUA